AUGUCUACAGACAUUUCCACUGAUCAAGAUUUAAUUUAUUCCUACAGAAUUCACCCAGAGGCCCAAAGGAUUCUGGGUAACUCCUGCAUACCCGUAGUGACCCUGGAGCGUCUGAAUUUCUGGUCUGUAUCAUCUCUGCAGCCUGUGGUUUGUCUGGUACGACUGCCAAUGCAAACACAAGCCGAGCUCCAUGGCGAUACCGUCUGUUUGGAUCAGCCUCAACAAAAUGGAUUCAGUCAACAUGAGGCAAACAGUUUGGAGGUAAGAGAAGCGUCGCCUCAGUUUGGUCUCAGCCAACCAGAAACAGCCCCGACCUCCUGGACUGAACCGAUCUGUCCAGACAGCUCGCCCUCUGAAAAACCAGAGCAGGACUCAGGCUUCGACUGUGACUCUAAUCCAGAUCAGCCAUACAUCCUGUUGGAUUCUGAAUCUGAAGAAUGGGACCCGGAUGGGAAAACUGAGACAUUUUAUUUGGAUCCAGAUCGAGAGCAGACGGUGGUGGUCGAGCUGGUUCCCGAACUGGAAUCAGAUCGAGCAGAUCGACCCCUGGAGCUGGAAGAUGAAAUCAAAUGUGAAGAAGUUCAAAUGAACAAGAUUGAAGAUACAAGACCUGAUCUUCGCAGCUCACGAGAUGAGGAGGAGGACUGGUCCGUGCAGAAGCCUGGACCUGUAUCAGGGACUGAGGAGAUGGAGAGUGAAGAUUUCUGUGCUGUUUGUCUGAAUGGAGGAGAUCUGCUCUGCUGUGACCGCUGCCCUAAAGUUUACCAUUUGGCUUGUCAUAUACCUCCACUCAUCAGCUUUCCACUAGGUGACUGGGUGUGCACACUGUGCAGAACUGACCGAGAGCCUGUGGAGACAUACGCCUGUGAGAGCAAGUACUCCUGUGGGGAAGUCAAAGCUCCGUACACACUGUCCAACCAGGACCAGAGGAGGUGUGAAAAGCUGACUCUGCUGUUGUACUGUCACACGCUCAGUGCUCCGUUCCAUGAACCCGUCAGCGUCCUGGCCCGAAACUACUACCAGAUCAUCAAGAGGCCCAUUGACCUGUCAAUGAUCCGCAGGAAACUGGAUAAGAGCAACACUCUUCACUACUUCACCGCUGAGCAGUUUGUCGAUGACGUGCUGCUCAUGUUGAAGAACUGCGCUACGUUCAAUUACCCAGACUCAGAGGUGGCCCAGGCCGGUCGAAGCCUGGAGGUGUUUUUCUUGAGCAAACUGAAGGAGGCUUUUCCCGACCAGGUGUUCCCGUCAGCCAGCCAGGACCGAACGGACAGAGCUCGCCUCUCCUGGCUCAGCAGGAAGAGGAAGGAGAACUACAGGAAGAGGAGAUACGUGUUCAGUGGGAAGAAAUAUUACCUGUAAAUAACAUGCAGAGAUGUUUGUUGUUGCCUCAAUGCAUUUUAAUUGAUGGAGAACAUGUUGAGGUGAAGUUUAUUUUGAAAACAAUGACGCUCAUUUUACACUUUUACUUUUUGUAUGAAGGAAAGAAAGG
This is a messenger RNA of Plectropomus leopardus (leopard coralgrouper), 1492 nucleotides long. RefSeq lists its product as uncharacterized. Lineage: Eukaryota; Metazoa; Chordata; Actinopteri; Perciformes; Serranidae. Gene Ontology annotation, molecular function: protein binding. The record is from RefSeq and is a predicted model, not a curated record. Gene Ontology annotation, cellular component: chromatin.